Molecule: messenger RNA, 618 nt
Organism: Prorocentrum cordatum
Lineage: Eukaryota; Dinophyceae; Prorocentrales; Prorocentraceae
Source: the annotation of a GenBank genome assembly
GAGGCCGUGACGCGCUUCCGCGUCCUCGGUUAUUUUGGCCAUCCCGACUCUGAUAGAUGUAAGAAUUCAACUUCAUGCUCUUCAUCAUGCACCAGCUGCUCGUCGUACACCCUGGUGCAGGUGCAGAUAGACCACGGGCGGCAGCACCAGAUUCGGCUGCACUUCGCGUCCAUGGGCCACCCGCUGGUCUCGGACCCGAAGUACAACGCGUCGAAGAUCAGAGAGGACGGCGAGGUAUGCCCGCGCCUCUUCCUGCACGCCUGCUUCCUCAGGUGCGUGAUGCCUCCGUCGGAGGACGCCGAAGAGGAGCCGUACACCAUCGCUUGCAGGUUGCCUCCGGAGCUGAAGCACACGCUGUGCUCGACGCUGACCUGGAGGAAAGAGCUCGCGGGCAAGCUCCUGCCCGAGGCGCACUGCCUCUGCGAGUGCCUGAUGGGCUCCGAGUGCAUGAGCGGCGACGGCAGCCUGGACGACCUCCACGAGUCGCGCCUGGCCGUCCGUCGGCGCGACGACUUCCUGCACCGCUUCGGCUUCAGCGACCGCGAGCGGACCGAGGUUACCAGAAUAUUGUCGCAGCUGCCGACCUCCAAGCAGCGCUGCACGGCUUUGCAACAGUUC